Molecule: messenger RNA, 1593 nt
Organism: Colletes gigas
Lineage: Eukaryota; Metazoa; Arthropoda; Insecta; Hymenoptera; Colletidae
Product: serine-aspartate repeat-containing protein F-like
Exons: 6
Coding region: 1-1593 (530 amino acids)
Molecular function (GO): sequence-specific DNA binding
Source: RefSeq, a predicted model, not a curated record
AUGAUAAUCUCCUCAUCUACUGUCGACUAUGAACACGAAAUAAAAUAUGAUGAUGUGGAUAAUGAGGAUGACGAGGAAGAUGAUGAGGAUGAUGAUGAGGAUGUUGAUGUGGCCAUGGCAGAUGAUGAUGAUGAUGAAGAUGAAGAUGAGGAGGAUGAGGAUGAUGAUGACGAGGAUGAUGAGGAUGAUGAUGACGAGGAUGAGGAUGAUGAUGACGAGGAUGAUGAUGACGAGGAUGAGGAUGAGGAUGAUGAUGAGGAUGUUGAUGUGGCCAUGGCAGAUGAUGAUGACGAUGAAGAUGAAGAUGAUGAUGAUGAAGAUGAAGAUGAGGAUGAUGAGGAUGAUGAUGAAGAUGAGGAUGAUGAGGAUGUUGAUGUGGCUAUGGAUGAUGAGGAUGAUGAUGACGAGGAUGAGGAUGACGAGGAAGAUGAUGAGGAUGUUGAUGUGGCUAUGGCAGAUGAUGAUGACGAUGACGACGACGAUGAUGAUGAUGAAGAUGAAGAUGAGGAUGAUGAGGAUGAUGAUGACGAGGAUGAGGAUGAUGAUGACGAGGAUGAGGAUGACGAGGAAGAUGAUAAGGAUGAUGAUGACGAGGAUGAGGAUGACGAGGAAGACGAUGAGGAUGAUGAUGAGGAUGUUGAUGUGGCUAUGGAUGAUGAGGAUGAUGAUGACGAGGAAGAUGAUGAGGAUGUUGAUGUGGCUAUGGCAGAUGAUGAUGACGAUGACGACGAUGAUGAUGAUGAUGAAGAUGAAGAUGAGGAUGAUGAGGAUGAUGAUGACGAGGAUGAGGAUGACGAGGAAGAUGAUGAGGAUGUUGAUGUGGCUAUGGCAGAUGAUGAUGACGAUGACGACGACGAUGAUGAUGAUGAAGAUGAAGAUGAGGAUGAUGAGGAUGAUGAUGACGAGGAUGAGGAUGAUGAUGACGAGGAUGAGGAUGACGAGGAAGAUGAUAAGGAUGAUGAUGACGAGGAUGAGGAUGACGAGGAAGACGAUGAGGAUGAUGAUGAGGAUGUUGAUGUGGCUAUGGAUGAUGAGGAUGAUGAUGACGAGGAUGAGGAUGACGAGGAAGAUGAUGAGGAUGUUGAUGUGGCUAUGGCAGAUGAUGAUGACGAUGACGACGACGAUGAUGAUGAUGAAGAUGAAGAUGAGGAUGAUGAGGAUGAUGAUGACGAGGAUGAGGAUGACGAGGAAGAUGAUGAGGAUGUUGAUGUGGCUAUGAAACGUGGAUAUAGAGCAACGGGAACAUUGAGAGAAAAUAGAUUAUCAAAGUGUCCCAUAAAAGAUAGAAAAUCUCUUGGUAAAGAAGCUCGAGGAUCAUACGAUUUUCGAUUCGAUGUAAACGGGGAAAUACUAUUUGUGAAAUGGAAUGACAAUAAAUGUGUAACUGUUGCAUCUAAUUUUGAUAAUGUAGAACCUCUCACGCAAGUCGGUAGAUGGGAUCGCAAGAUAAAAGGAAAACGUUUAAUUUCUAAACCACAAGUGUUGAAAAAUUAUAAUACUUAUAUGGCGUGGAUCAACAUGACUGGUUUGUCGGAAAGUAUGCCACUAAAAUCAGAGCUUAGAAGUGGUAUUGGCCAAUUUUCACAAGACUAA